AUGACACUUAUUGACGGCAAGGCUAUUGCGGCGGAGAUCCGGGGAGAGAUCGCAGAGGAGAUAGCACGGCUCUGUGCAGACGGGCUGUUCCAGGCCAAGCUGACGAUUUUCCAGGUGGGCGAGCGGCACGACUCGAGCACGUACGUGAGGAUGAAGCGGCGAGCGGCGGCCGAGGCAGGGAUCGAGGUGGAGUUCGUGCAGCUGGGCGCGGAUGUGGACGAGGAAGAGGUUUUGGCGGCGAUCGACGCGCGCAACGCGGACGAGACGGUGCACGGGAUUCUGGUGCAGCUGCCGCUGCCGCCGGGGAUGGACGAAGACCGGGUGACGUCGCGCGUCGCGCCGGAGAAGGAUGUGGAUGGGUUUGGGUCCUACAACAUCGGGGAGUUGAAUAAGCGCCACGGGCGGCCACACUUCCACCCAUGCACGCCGAAGGGCAUCAUCGAGCUGCUGCGGCGCAUGGACGUGCAGAUAGCGGGUGCAAACGUGGUGGUCCUGGGACGGUCUGACAUCGUUGGUGCCCCGGUUGCGUGUCUCCUGCGGGCGCUCGACGCGACGGUCACGGUGCUGCACUCGCGUUCGCGCGACAUCCCUGGCUACGUGGGGCGCGCGGACAUCGUGGUGGUGGCGAUUGGGCAGCCGGAGUUUGUCAAGGGCGCUUGGUUUACGAAUCCGGACGCCGUGGUGAUCGACGUGGGGACCAACUUCGUGGAGGAUUCGACGCGCAAGACCGGCUACCGGUGUGUGGGCGACGUCGAGUUCGGUGUGGCGUCUGAAAAGGUACGGCUCAUCACGCCGGUGCCCGGAGGUGUCGGGCCAAUGACGGUGGCAAUGCUGAUGCAGAAUACGCUGGAUGCCGCGAAGAAGUGCCACUCGGCCCCCCGCAAGCUGUCGCCCUUGCCGCUGCAAUUGCAGAAGCCGGUUCCCUCUGACUACGAGAUUUCGCGGUCGCAGGUGCCCAAGAACAUCGCUGUCGUUGCCAGGGAAGCCGGAUUGCUUCCGUCUGAGGUGGAGCUCUACGGCUCCGUGAAGGCCAAGGUCAAGCUAGACACCUUGGAUAGACUUGCACACCGUGAGAACGGCAAAUAUGUACUUGUUACGGGUAUAACGCCUACGCCUUUGGGUGAAGGCAAGUCGACCACCACAGUGGGCCUGGUGCAGGCCCUGGCCGCACAUCUCGAUAAGGUCGCAUUUGCAACCGUUCGGCAGCCAUCGAUGGGGCCUACUUUCGGCAUCAAGGGCGGUGCUGCAGGUGGCGGUUACUCCCAGGUCAUUCCGAUGGAUGAGUUUAAUUUGCAUGUGACCGGGGAUAUCCACGCUAUUUCCAUGGCGAACAAUUUGCUAGCAGCGGCGAUUGACACCCGUAUGUUUCACGAGGCAACACAAAAGGAUGCUGCGCUGUACAAGAGGCUAGUUCCCGAGAAGAAUGGGACACGGAAGUUUACGUCAACGAUGCUCCGCCGCCUGCAGAAGUUAGGGAUUCACAAGACUGAUCCAAACUCCCUCACGGAGUCUGAAAUUGCUCGUUUUGCCCGCCUCGACAUUGACGCAGAUACGAUCACUUGGAGACGUGUGGUGGAUUGUAAUGAUCGCUUCCUGCGGGGAAUUACUGUUGGGGAAGCCCCAACGGAGCGCGGAUACAAACGCCAGACCGGAUUUGACAUUUCUGUUGCGUCGGAGUGUAUGGCCAUUCUGGCGCUAGCUGAUUCCCUCCACGAUUUAAGGGAGCGGUUGGGCAGGAUCGUCGUAGCCGCGUCCAGGAACGGGGAGCCCAUAACCUGCGAGGAUAUUGGUUGUGCAGGUGCUAUGGCCGCCCUGCUGAAGGAUGCCAUCAAGCCAAACAUUAUGCAGACGUUAGAGGGGACACCGGUCUUUGUGCAUGCUGGUCCGUUCGCAAACAUCUCCAUUGGCGCAAACUCUGUUCUUGCCGACAAGAUCGCGUUGAAGCUUGCUGGUGUAGACCCCAAUUGGUCCGAAGCGGAGAAGAAGAAGCGCCAAGGCUAUGUUGUCACGGAGGCUGGCUUUGAUUUCACCAUGGGCGGCGAACGCUUCUUGAAUAUCAAGUGCAGGGCCAGCGGCAUCUCGCCAGAUGUUGUCGUAAUUGUGGCGACGGUGAGGGCCUUAAAGGUACACGGUGGCGGUCCCGAGGUGAAGGCGGGCGCACCAUUGCCUAGUGCCUACCUGAACGAAGACGUUGACCUCCUACGGAAGGGCUGUGCAAACCUCGCCAAGCAUAUUGCCAAUGCAAGAACAUACAACCUCCCCGUUGUGGUAGGGAUCAACCGCAUGUCUUCGGACACUGAGCGCGAGCACGAGGUGAUCAGAGAAGAGGCCAUCAAGGCUGGUGCAUUUGAUGCAAUCGUCUCGAACCACUGGGAGGAGGGCGGCCAGGGGGCUGUCAAGCUCGCGGAAGGUGUUAUCAGAGCCACGGAGGAAUGCAGGCCCGAGUUCCACUACCUGUACGACACCGAGGGGCCGUCCAUCGAAGACAAGAUCUCCACCAUUGCCAAGACCAUGUAUGGCGCUGCAGAGGUCGAGUUUCUGCCCGAGGCCCGCAAGAAAAUCGAGCUGUACACCAAGCAGGGCUUCAACCACCUGCCUAUCUGCAUCGCGAAGACACAGUACUCCCUCUCGCACGACGCUAACCUCAAGGGUGUGCCCACCGGCUUCAAGUUCCCAGUGCGCGACAUUCGCGCGUCCAUUGGCGCCGGCUACUUGUACGCGCUAGCCGCGGAAAUCCAGACCAUACCUGGCCUCCCCACCCACUGUGGGUUCAUGAACAUCGAAAUUAACGACAAGGGCGAGAUCGACGGAAUGUUCUAA
Messenger RNA from Eremothecium gossypii ATCC 10895, 2820 nucleotides. RefSeq names its product trifunctional formate-tetrahydrofolate ligase/methenyltetrahydrofolate cyclohydrolase/methylenetetrahydrofolate dehydrogenase ADE3 (gene ADE3). The record is from RefSeq and is marked provisional. The coding region runs from base 1 to 2820 and encodes 939 amino acids. Gene Ontology annotation, biological process: tetrahydrofolate interconversion. Lineage: Eukaryota; Fungi; Ascomycota; Saccharomycetes; Saccharomycetales; Saccharomycetaceae. Gene Ontology annotation, cellular component: cytosol. The transcript has a single exon. Gene Ontology annotation, molecular function: ATP binding; methylenetetrahydrofolate dehydrogenase (NADP+) activity; methenyltetrahydrofolate cyclohydrolase activity.